This is a messenger RNA of Hermetia illucens (black soldier fly), 2260 nucleotides long. RefSeq names its product gamma-tubulin complex component 4 homolog (gene Grip75). Gene Ontology annotation, cellular component: equatorial microtubule organizing center; spindle pole; gamma-tubulin complex. Gene Ontology annotation, molecular function: microtubule minus-end binding; gamma-tubulin binding. The coding region runs from base 127 to 2082 and encodes 651 amino acids. The record is from RefSeq and is a predicted model, not a curated record. Gene Ontology annotation, biological process: microtubule nucleation; spindle assembly; meiotic cell cycle. Lineage: Eukaryota; Metazoa; Arthropoda; Insecta; Diptera; Stratiomyidae. The transcript has 10 exons.
UUCAAGUGACAUUUCGUCCGUUUGAAUUUUCGCUGUGGCCGGUUUCGCUGAACUUUCCUUCCGCAAAUAGUGAUCUCCUACUUCCUUAAGUGCUCUCUAAAACAAAUAGUUCAUAUAAUACUCAACAUGAUCCAUGACAUCCUCUUAUCACUCUCAAACCCGCAUUCAGCUCGAAUACCAAUAGAAGAUUUGAUGGUUUCCGAUGCAAUUUCAAUGUUUCUGCACCCAUGCGAGAAGAAAAUACUAGAAGAGAUUUUGAAAAUCAUCCGAGAACAUCGGGAAAUUGCAACAUUCACUCGAAAUUAUGGACUGAACACAAAGGCGGGAAGUUUGGAUUUAGAAGACCCCCUACAGAGAGGAUUAUAUCUACAAGCACUCGCAUCUGGAAUCGAUAACGUCCUAGACAAAUACCUCGAAAGCAUUGCUAAACUGGAGAAGGACUAUCUGCAGAAUCCUUCCCAUUCGUUGUUGUUCAUUUAUCACAAAGUUGACACGUUCCAGCCGUUGUUUUCGUUCCUUCUGAAAGUUGUUCGUGAUUUGAAGAUGCAGCGGUUGCACGGUUGCGCUAUUUUGCAAUAUUUACAUCAGCAUAUGAUGCACGGAGAUGAUCAGAUCAAUAAGGCAGUGAAAAUGAUUCAGUCUUCUGUUAACGUCGUAUUUCUGAAACAACUGACACAUUGGCUUCUAUAUGGCAAAGUCCUAGAUACCUAUGGAGAGUUUUUUGUCCAAUGUUCCGAGUCGCGAAAUUCUACGCUUGGAAGCACAAGUGCUGGAAGCGGACGACAUACAGCUACGACUCUAUCUGACGCUACCAGCACAUACGCAGAAAUCUGGCACUAUGAAAUCUGCUACGAAUUCCUCCCACACUAUCUUCCACCCAGUUGGGCUGAAAAAGUCCUUUUCAUCGGUCAAACUGUUCUCAUGUUCAAAGUAGACGCCAGCAAGAAAAGAAAAGAUGCGCACAGCUGGCAUGACUCGGAGAAACACAAUUUCGGCGAGUCUCUAUACAACGAGAAGGAGCAUGUAUUCUUCAAAAUGAUCCAGGAACUCCAGUAUGAUCCACGAUUGAAUGUCGCCCACUAUGAACGGGUAAUCGACGAAAUCAAACGAUAUGUCACGGAACGGCUAUCACAAAUCGCAGUCGAUCAAGCGGAUUUGAUGAAGCAAUUGAAAUUGAUCAAGGACUUUUUCCUGUUGGGUCGUGGAGAAUUAUUUCUGGAGUUUAUCAAGCGAACUCAUUCGAUUAAUCGAUCACCCGUUACAGAUGCAACGGUGAGGGAUCUGGUGAAGGCUUUUGAUUCCGCCGCACACAGUGUUAAUGUCACAGAAGACCUCGAACAAUUUUCAUUUACGAUUCCAAAGGAACGCAUAGAUAACGAUGAUCUUUGCAAUUUCGGGUAUUUGCAAUACAUCACGCUACAGUACAAAAUCAACUGGCCCCUGCAUCUCCUAUUCUCGCCGAAGGUGAUCGAGCGCUACAAUGAACUGUUUCGAUUUCUGAUGCUGAUCAAGAGGACCCAGUACGAUUUGCAUAUGAUUUGGUGCUUUCAUAGAGAGAACCGUGUGCACAUGACCAAUGUAAAACUGCUGCAGUUACGAAACCAGUUGAUGUUCCUAGUCGAUAAUCUCCAAUAUUAUAUUUUAAUAGAUGUCUUGGAGAGCCAGUACAGCAUUCUCAUGAACACAGUCCUCGAUUCAACAGAUUUCGAGCACAUCCAGCGUGCGCAUUGUAUUUUUCAAGCAAAUGUUUUGAGUUUAUGCUUUCUAUUAACUGAUGAAGAACCGUCCAAAACAAACGUUAUGAAUUCUAUUGAGAACCCCGUCUUGACAAUUCUCAACAAAAUCUUCCAUUUAUGCGAUGAAUUUUGUAAUUUUGCCAAAACUGCUCACAGCACUUUAACGGAGCAAGAAAAUACGGAUUAUAAUUUGUUGGAAAAAGAAUUUGAAAUUCUGAUCGACAAACUGUUGAAUUUAUUAAUUGGGUUGAAAGCAGGCUCUACAUCAACACCACUAUCGCAGUUUCUACUCCGACUUGACUACAAUCACUGGUUCAGUACGCGAAAGGAAGAGAAGCAGACAUGAACGGGAAUAUCAUGGAAGGGACCCUUGUUUCGCUAGUCUUAGUUUUGUUCGGAGUUUACAGUUCCCACAACCAAGGCUUAUGAAAAAUUCCUCAAGCUACAAAUGCAUAUAAACUGAACUUGAUCCUUAUAUACCGUGGAAUGUGAUGUUGUAGAACUUCAGAAAAAAUUCAAAUGAA